AUGGCCUUCGCUGGUGUCCUCGGUGAUGCUGACAUGAAAGCAGCUCUGGAUGGCUGCUCAGCUGCUGACUCCUUUGACUACAAGAAGUUCUUCAAGACAUGCGGCCUGGCCAGCAAGACCGCAGAAGAUGUCAAGAAGGCCUUCGCCAUCAUUGACCAGGACAACAGCGGCUUCAUUGAGGAGGAGGAGCUGAAGCUGUUCCUGCAGAACUUCUCUGCUUCCGCCAGAGCCCUCACUGACAAGGAGACCAAGGCUUUCCUCGCCGCCGGCGACAGUGACGGUGAUGGCAAGAUCGGAGUCGAUGAGUUUGCUGCCCUUGUAAAGGCAUAAAUGUCCAUUGACCAAGAUCCCCCCUCUUUUCAUGGAACUGCGAACUCCUUGCAAGAUUCAGUAAUCAUCAGCUGAAAGAAUAUUUUUUAUACCUUAUUUAUGAGUUGCCUGC
Chelmon rostratus (copperband butterflyfish) is the source of this 442-nucleotide messenger RNA. Its product is annotated as parvalbumin beta-like. Gene Ontology annotation, cellular component: nucleus; cytoplasm. Lineage: Eukaryota; Metazoa; Chordata; Actinopteri; Chaetodontiformes; Chaetodontidae. Gene Ontology annotation, molecular function: calcium ion binding. The coding region runs from base 1 to 330 and encodes 109 amino acids. The record is from RefSeq and is a predicted model, not a curated record. The transcript has 4 exons.